AGGUGCUCUCGGUCAUGUCCAGCAAGGAGGCAACCGGCAAAAGAGAACCUCCAUCACCGGCGGGCACGGUCAGCAGUAGUGGUGGUGGCGGUGUCGAGUCAGCGAGGAUAGAAGCUGAUAAAUUCGAGAUGACUUCAAUUCAAAAGGCUGUUGAGAUCGUCCGUGAGGUCCCAGCUGAUGCACCAGAAGAACUAUCGAGGCGGUUGCUGGCGGCCUUGGAGGAGUCUCUAGACAUGUGCAUUGGCGAGCUGGCCAAGGAAGGAUCUUCGAAAACCACGUGUCGAUGGAGACCCAUAGUGCCCAUAUCGGACACUUACCUUAGUCUGAUGCCGGCCCAAGGGUUAGCUAGUGCGGUCAAGGUGGUGUCAUCUCGUAUAUUAUCAGCAAGACGGUUCCUACAUGGUAGAGUGGAAAGCAGAGUGAGUGCCCUGCCGGCCACAGCGACAGAGAAGGAGGUCAAGAUGGCAGCUACUGGGGACUCUUCCUUCACUUUGCAAGUUGUGAUGGUAUUAAGUAGAGCGCUGGACAGGUUGGACUCAUCGAGGCCUCAAGACUGGGCCACUCGGGCUAAGGCUGCGGGGUCAAUCGAGGAUAUACUCCCGAUGGACCUCAAGGCUCUCUGCCACGUUUACAGGACGCCUUUUAACAGGCAUUGGACUACCAUCGAUGCAUCAUUGGCUGCCCAGAAGGAUCCAGAUGCGUCCAGCGUCAGCGAGGAGGAAAUGAAAAAACUUUGGGAACUGUGGGAGCGCAUAUGGCCUGGCGAUACGAAAAAUUUAUCGGAAAAAGAAAAGAAGGAUUGCGUGGUUGAUCUGAUGAAAGCGAGAGCGUUCAUAUCGCAAAUACAAUAUGCACUUCGUCAAAUGCCAGAACGGCCACAGGAGACCUCGGGACCGUUUAAGACGCCUUCAGAUGUGAAGCAACUCACCAACGACCUCCGCAACGCUGUGUAUUCCGUUUUACAUGUCACCAAGCUCGGGGCAGUAGGGGAGCCUAAUGCUAUCAAGCGUGCUGACGUCCCUGUGGAAUUUUCUGUCCAAGCUGCGAGUCUUCCUGAGCUGGCCUUGGCCCUCACAGACUAUACGGUGAUGCGGCGGACGGCAGCACAUAUUCUCAUCAAAGCUCAUAGUGCUUGCAACCGCAUUUGGGACUGCAAGAGGGACACUCCAGACUUCCGAGCACAGCUGCAACACCGAAGAGAAGUGUUCCAUCCAGUCGUUGAUCUACGCCGUAUGAUUCACAACGUAUUCGGGUCGAGCUUCUCUAGUCUAGCCGACUACCUCCUACGAAAGGAAACCCAUUGGUUGGGCUGGAAAGGCAUUGCUGUUAGCAAAGAAGUUUGCGGUCCAUUUUUGCACUCUACGCACAGGGAAAGAUUCGGCACGCCCUGGCCGCCCUCAUGUCAAACUAAGGCUGAUGUCGUGAUCGGUGAUGGUACAUUACCAACGAAGAGGAAGAGCGCUGACCGAUCCAGUGAGUCUCCUCCCCCGAAGAGAACUCGACAUAGUAAGGCUGUCCCUAGGCAUGUCGAGAGGAUGUUGCAGAUGCUACAUGAAGCAGCGGACGCUUCGGCUGUCUCCCCAUACGCGCCCUCCCCUGAAAGCAGUCCGGCUGGCAGUGAUGAUGAAGUAGAGGAGGAGAAUCAGUGUGAAAAGUACAUGAAUAAGGUGAUGCAACACGACGAUCCUGAAGAGGGCAUUGAGGAGGACUAUCGCUGCUACAACAACAAAAUAUUCCAGUGGCAGUUACGGAGGAUGCUGGCCCGAUCGCACAUUGAGUGCUAUAACAAGAAGCCUGCGCCGGUUAGCAAUGACGCUGCUAAAGAUGAGCUUAUCGAACUCGUGUAUCGGUUGAAGGGGAAGGAGCGAGCCAAGGCCGCAGUGGAGAGUGAAGCUCCCCGUGAUGGAGAUGGAAGUGUUGUUGUUGCUGAAUCUAAGACGACUUUAGCUGAUAGUGCAUCGUAG
Messenger RNA from Perkinsus marinus ATCC 50983, 1964 nucleotides. RefSeq lists its product as hypothetical. Lineage: Eukaryota; Perkinsozoa; Perkinsida; Perkinsidae. The record is from RefSeq and is a predicted model, not a curated record. The transcript has 17 exons. The coding region runs from base 15 to 1964 and encodes 649 amino acids.